AUGAACCAGUGUGUUCCCAGUUGGGAUCUUGAUGACAUUUCUACUCCAUCUGCUCCUAGGCUCUCUCUUCGCUCUUCCACUCCAUCUGCUGAUGUCCCCAUGUUGGACUAUGAAGUAGCAGAGCUGACAUGGGAAAACGGCCAGGUAGCCAUGCACGGCUUAGGUCUGCCGCGCCUGCAGGCGAAGCCUUCAUUAACCCACUGCGAAGUACACCACCUGGGACAAGCCCCGGGCAAUAAACCCCCCUUCGAUUCUUCCGGUGGCGGCGCUAAUGGGGAACUAGUAAGCUGGUUUGAUCACCAUCGCGCUACUGCUGUUCGUUCAACAGCAGUAACGCCCUCCACCACUAUGACUAUGGACGCUUUGGUUCCUUGCAGAAACCAAAGCGAUAACUCAAGUAAUCAUAUGAUGGAGUCCAUGUCCAUGCCUGUUGUGAUUUCAGGCUCGGACGUGGUUGGGUGUUCCACUAGAGUGGAGUCCUGCAGUGGCGCUACAGGCGCCGCCACCCAGGAUGACGACACCAAGUUUUCAGGGAAACACGGGAGUUUGUCAAGUGUCCCCGAAACACCGGAGUGGAGCAGCAGAUCCCAGAGCGUGAGCGGUAGCGCGACGUUUGGGAUGGACAAUCAGCCUGUCACACUUGACAGUACAAAGGGAAGCGAUCAUGACUCCAGGGAGGCAGGAGAUGAAGAUGACAGAAAGAAACGAAAUACUGGAAAAUCCUCAGUUUCAACAAAGAGGAGUAGGGCUGCUGCUAUUCAUAACCAAUCUGAACGUAAAAGGAGAGAUAAGAUCAACCAAAGGAUGAAGACGCUGCAGAAACUGGUCCCAAAUUCCAGUAAGACUGAUAAAGCUUCUAUGCUAGACGAAGUGAUUGAGUAUUUGAAAAAUUUGCAAGCACAAAUCCAAAUGAUGAGCAGAAUGAACAUGCCAGCCAUGAUGUUGCCAAUGGCCAUGCAACAGCAACUUCAAAUGUCCAUGAUGGCCGCAGCCCCAAGAAACAUGGGAAUGGGAAUGGGAAUGGGAAUGGACAUGAACACUAUGGUCCGCCCCAACAUCCCGGGCAUCUCCCCGGUUCUUCACCCGACCGCAUUCAUGCCCAUGGCCUCAUGGGAUGGCUCCGGCGGGGAUCGGUCUGCUUCAGCAACAGUAAUGCCUGAUCCCUUGUCCGCCUUCCUUGCAUGCCAAUCACAGCCUAUGACCAUGGAUGCUUACAGCAUGAUGGCAGCCAUGUAUCAGCAAUUCCAUCAACCUCCAGCAUCUAGUUCUAAGAGCUAA
Molecule: messenger RNA, 1278 nt
Organism: Prunus armeniaca (apricot)
Lineage: Eukaryota; Viridiplantae; Streptophyta; Magnoliopsida; Rosales; Rosaceae
Source: the annotation of a GenBank genome assembly